Gekko japonicus is the source of this 2632-nucleotide messenger RNA. RefSeq names its product twinfilin actin binding protein 1 (gene TWF1). Lineage: Eukaryota; Metazoa; Chordata; Lepidosauria; Squamata; Gekkonidae. The record is from RefSeq and is a predicted model, not a curated record. Gene Ontology annotation, molecular function: actin monomer binding; actin filament binding. Gene Ontology annotation, cellular component: cytoplasm; actin filament; myofibril. Gene Ontology annotation, biological process: regulation of lamellipodium assembly; actin filament depolymerization; positive regulation of neuron projection development. Bases 45 to 1097 code for a protein of 350 amino acids. The transcript has 9 exons.
UUGCCCUAGCCAGAGGCUACGCUUCCCAGCGGCUGUUCAGCGCGAUGUCCCACCAGACCGGCAUCCAAGCUAGCGAAGAUGUCAAAGAGACUUUUGCAGGAGCCCGGAAUGGACAAUACAGAUUGUUAAAAAUAGUUAUUGAAAAUGAACAGCUUAUUGUGGGAUCUGUUAAACUGCCUGGUGAAUCCUGGGAAAAGGACUAUGAUUACUUUGUUCUCCCACUCCUUGAAGACAAGCAGCCGUGUUACAUAUUGUAUAGAUUAGAUUCUCAAAAUGCUCAAGGCUAUGAAUGGAUCUUUAUUGCCUGGUCCCCAGAUCAUUCUCCAGUUCGUCAAAAAAUGUUGUAUGCAGCUACUCGAGCUACUUUGAAGAAAGAAUUUGGAGGCGGACAUAUUAAAGAUGAAGUGUUUGGAACAAACAAGGAUGAUGUUUCGUUGAAUGGAUACCAAAAGUACUUGAUAACUCAGUCUACCCCGGCCCCUCUAACUGCAGCAGAAGAAGAACUUCGGCAAAUCAAAAUUAAUGAGGUACAAACUGAAGUCAGUGUUGACACAAAGCAUCAGACUCUACAAGGGGUAGCGUUUCCGAUAGCAAAAGAAGCCCUCCAGGCGCUGGAAGAAUUGAAAAAUAAACAACUGAACUAUGUACAAUUACAAAUUGAUAUGAAAAACGAAAUGAUUGUCCUGGCUAGCACGCUCUCAACUGAACUGAAAGACUUACCGAAAAGGAUUCCAAAGGAUUCUGCACGGUACCACUUUUUCCUCUACAAACAUUCCCAUGAAGGAGACUACUUAGAAUCAAUAGUUUUUAUCUACUCUAUGCCUGGCUAUAUGUGUAGUAUACGAGAGCGGAUGCUAUAUUCUAGCUGCAAGAGCCCUCUCCUAGAUAUUGCAGAAAGACAACUGUGGAUGCAGAUCAUCCGAAAGAUUGAAAUAGAUGAUGGAGAUGCGUUAACUGCUGACUUCCUUUAUGAAGAAGUCCAUCCUAAACAACAUGCGCACAAGCAGAGUUUUGCUAAGCCCAAAGGACCUGCAGGAAAAAGAGGAAUCCGGAGGUUGAUUAGGGGCCCAGCUGAAAAUGAAACACCUACCGACUAAAUUUGGCAAGUGCACCAAGAAUAAAAACAUUCGGAUAGGAGGUGGGGAAAACAGUCCUCACUAAUGAACUGAAAACAUUCCGCAAUUAUCUUUUCCAGGAGGGGGGGAAAUAUACCUUGUGACGUUUCCACUGCACUUAUCUAGCUAUAUUACUUUAUAUUAUUAUGUAUUAUGUUUUUCAUCUGAACGUAUUUCAUAGCUACAGAAUGUAUCCAUAAUUUCUGUAAAAAUACGGUUACAUAGCCUGCAGUCAGUUUUGAUUACUGUUUCUCACAUGGAGCUUUCAAUUAGUUUUUGACAUUAGAUCUGACUAGUUUUUGACAACAGUCUGUAAGACAGAUAGACAGCGAAUUAACUAUUUUAGUUGGUUUAUUGCCUACCUGUCUUCAGACUAAUCUAGAGAUCUGCUCAUUUCCAUGUGGUAAGGAUGUUUGUAUAAAUGUCUUCCCACAUGUGAUUUGUUUUUUUAAGCUGUGGCUUGAAAUAGCCACAAAAUUUUGCUUAUCUCUCAGGGUACCAACUCUAGGACAGGAUAUGUGGGAUGGAUUGGACCUGUUCUUUUACUUGUUAUGUUCGUUACCUAGUGGGGUUUCUGAUGAAGCACGGGUGACUUCUGCCCUCUCUCUCUGUUUAAGAAUGUGCAGACCACCAAAAAUCAGAGACGGAAGGGGAAAAUGAAAUUAUCUGAGUUUGGAAUGGAUUAAAAAUUAGAGAACUUCUGAAAGAAAAAGUGGGAACAGACCAUGAUUGGUAGCAGAGAAGGGAAGAGAACAACAGAAUUUAUGGACAAAAGAUGAGCGAGCAAAAACCAGAGUCUACAGAAACCUGCAGGGGACACCAACCCUGCUCAAGGCACAGGUGUGAAGAGAAGGAUGUGGCUUCAUAACCUAGAGGCUUCCAUAUUUCUCCAUCUUUGCCAGCUAUCCUACAGUCUUCACAUUAAGAAAUACCUUACUUUUUAUGUACUAGUUCACCCAGUGCUCUGAAACAUUUUAUCAUGUAAAUGUCCAGAUUAGGCUGUGCAAGAUAGAAGGUGUGAAACUGGGAGGUCCGUGAACUAGCUGCCAGUUUAUUUCCUUAAAAAUUAUCCGGUUGGGACUGUAAUUUAGAUCUGGACUCCCAAGGGAUGGGGUGGGGGGUUGCUUAACAAACUCUGAAUCAGGGUUCUGUGCACCUGCUUUUUAGAGGAUGAAAUGCUUGGAAGUUUGUUCAUUUAGCUCUCAACAUAUCAUCAGAUUUGGCUCCGAAUCCAGGUAAUCUUAUUUCUUGUUCUCAAAAAAGUUUCUCAUAAAUUAAGUUAUACAGAAAGGCUAAGUUUUGCAAAUCAAGGAAGCACUGUCCAUUAGCACGAUACUGGAAAUGAAACAAUGUCUAUGAAAUCACAGUACUUUCCCCCCCCAUGAAUCACACUUACUUUAUAAACACUACAGAAGCUGCGGCAAUGAAAUUGGAUCCCAGUUCUGACACUGUUCAAGAGCAAGCAGUUGAUGUGUGUCCUAAUGCAUUUCUAGUACCUAUUAAAAUAAAGAUGCUCU